This is a messenger RNA of Dentiscutata erythropus, 189 nucleotides long. The record is from the annotation of a GenBank genome assembly. NCBI's taxonomy places the organism in Eukaryota, Fungi, Glomeromycota, Glomeromycetes, Diversisporales, Gigasporaceae.
AUGUCAAACAAGGAAGGAUUUCCUAAUAACUCAUCUAAAAAAUGUUUUGUAAAAGAUGCAAACCUACAUUGGGCUUAUGCAAAAUUUGAAACCAUAAAUAAUUUAUCUGUCAAAAUAUUAAAAAUUAAAACUGAAUUAUUAAUUUUGUAUCUUUUGCUAAAAACUCAAACUUAUUUUGGAUUAUAUUAA